GAUCAAUAAUCAAGUAGUAAAUAAGUAAUUAAUAGCUGAUAAUGUAGGUACAACAACUGAAAUGACCUUCAAGUCCGACCUCUAACUUUGGUCAAUAGAAAUUCAAAUACGCAUGCGUAACAUUUCAGGUUCCUCUAGUAAAGUUCCUAUAAACUCAGUUUCGCGCGCUGAUAACGAGAUAAACAGAUGGCUCGACAAAACGGUAUUGUGCAACCACUUUUAACUGACCUUUAUCAAAUAACUAUGGCGUAUGCAUAUUGGAAAUCAGGAAAAGUAAAUGAUGUCGCUGUAUUUGAUUUAUUUUUUCGAACAAAUCCAUUCCAAGGUGAAUUCACUAUAUUUGCUGGAUUAGAGGAGUGUAUGAAAUUUUUAGAAAACUUUCAUUAUUCUAACAGCGAUAUCAAAUAUUUGAAGCAAACAUUACCUGAAAACAUUGAACCUGAAUUUUAUUUAUAUCUCAAAGAACUAACUUGCAAGGACAUUAUUGUAAGUGCUAUUGAAGAAGGAUCUGUGGUGUUUCCGAGGGUGCCAUUGUUGAGAGUUGAAGGUCCGCUCAUUGUGGCACAGCUAUUGGAGACCACUCUGCUAACAUUAGUCAACUUUGCCAGUUUGAUGGCCACGAACGCUGCGAGAUAUCGGAUGGUGGCCGGUAAAAAUGUAUCCCUACUCGAAUUCGGACUACGGAGAGCGCAAGGACCCGAUGGAGGGCUAUCGGCGUCCAAAUAUGCGUACAUCGGUGGGUUUGACGGGACCAGCAACGUUCUGGCGGGAAAGAUGUUCAAUAUACCGGUAAAGGGCACCCACGCGCAUUCGUUCGUUACAUCCUUCAGUACUUUAGACGACAUACAUAGAGUGACGCUGACGCACGCGCAGACACGAGAGCCGUGUAAUCUUCUAGAGUCGGCAAUGGAAUGGCGGAGUCGCGUCUCUACCGUUAUCGAUGUAUCGACAGAGGAAUCCAGCGAUGGCGAACUGGCCGCCCUAAUAUCAUACGCCAUAGCCUUUCCGACGGGUUUCUUGGCUUUAGUGGAUACGUACGAUGUCAAGAGGUAUAAUUUUCAAGGCUUAACGUCACGUCACAGGCAGCGUAUUACGAAUGGGCAUUCUGGCUACAAUAGCAACUGUGGAACCAAUGGUACUAUAGUACAAAUAGCACCGACAAUACAUAGUACAUAUGGAUCUAGCACGGUCGAACGCACACUGAGGAGUGGACUACUGAACUUUUGUGCUGUGGCCCUAGCGUUAAACGAUUGUGGCUACAGAGCCGUGGGCAUUAGGAUCGAUAGUGGUGAUUUGGCGUAUCUAUCAGUACUGGCCAGGGAGACGUUCGAAAAGGUCGGGGAAACAUUCAACGUCCCUUGGUUCGCUAAACUAACAAUCGUCGCAUCCAAUGAUAUUAAUGAAGAAACCAUUCUAAGUUUAAACGAGCAGGGUCAUAAAAUCGAUUGUUUCGGCAUCGGAACGCAUUUAGUGACAUGUCAGCGGCAACCUGCUCUCGGUUGCGUCUACAAGUUGGUCGAAAUAAACGGCCAGCCGCGUAUAAAGCUCAGCCAGGACGUUGGCAAAGUAACCAUACCCGGACACAAAGAGGCAUAUCGGCUGUUCGGUGCGGAUGGACACGCGCUUAUAGAUUUACUGCAGAGAUCUUCGGAACCAGCGCCGGUCGUCGGUCAGAAAGUGCUCUGCCGACAUCCGUUCCAAGAGUCGAAACGAGCCUACGUUAUCCCCAGCUAUGUCGAACAUCUUUAUAAGAUAUGCUGGAAAGAUGGACGCGUUUGUACGGCACCAAAACCCUUGUCAAAGGUUAGAGAGAGGGUACAGUCGUCUCUAAGGACACUUCGUCAAGACAUUAAACGUAACUUGAAUCCUACGCCUUAUAAGGUGGCCGUCAGCGACGAUCUAUACAACUUUAUCCACGACUUGUGGCUUCAGAAUGCACCCAUUGGUGAACUCUCAUGAAAAUAGGAUUGAAGAUUUAAGAGAGUGGCCACAACUCGACCACAAUUCGCACAAAAUAGAUCACUGAAAAGCACGGAUUUAAGAUUUUAAUAGAAAUCACUUUUGUAAUGCAAAAGUAAUCACAAACAACUAUGAACAAAUUUUUAUUCUUCACCAUUAUUAAAAAUGAAUAAAGCACAGCGUGGAUAAAAGCAAUAGUAAAAAACGUGAAAAGCAUAUUGCUGAAAUGAAUUGCGAUUUUAAAAAUUACACAACGUUUACCACAACAUUUUUGGUGGGAACGCGAGGAGCGAAGUUGCGUGAAUUGUUUUAAUUUGUUAAUUUAGUGUUUCUUCAAGUUUAAAUCGUGUGUGAAACUGCACAAAUGUGAACCAAAGCUGCUGGACAUACAAUUUUGGGUUCCCCUAAAAGUCAUCUGAAAAGGUUUCAGUAAAAAACCACAAUUUUAUUGAGACUUUAUUUCAUCCCAUCUCAUUUCGAUUAAUGUAUUUUUUUUAUAUUAAUGCAGAAUAUAAAAAGAAAUUGUAAGACUGGCUUAAAGGUCUCGUUACCAAGUCAUAAAACAUUCAAGGGGGUCAUGUAAUACGAACUGAAUAUGACAGCUGUAGGUGUAAUUAAAAAAAUAUGUUUCCGUUGCCUUUAGAUUAGUUUCAGCUUCGGGAACGGCCUUUCAACACCCUGUAUAGUGCGAUGGCCUUUAUUGUUGUAGACGCAUUUGUUGUUUUAUUUGUAAGUGGUUUUCUGGGUUUUACUGUAUUGUAUUUAUUUACUGGUGUGACCGAAUUGUUAGUUGUAGUGGUGUUUAUAGUUAAAUUAAAAUGGGAAUUAAGUGCUACAGUUAUUAGUAGUGAAAGAAUCAAAAUAAUUGAACAUCGAAAAUCGUAGUACCGUUUCUUAGUAUUAAUAGUGAAAGAGCGAAAUGAAUGUUAUGAAAUUCCGAACCAAAGGUACAGAUGUGCCUUAGUUUGUGAUCACCUUUAAGACACAAAAGAUAACAAUUCUUGAUUAGAAUUAUAUCCAAUUCGAAAGAAAAUUCUAGAAUAUCUAUGUAUCACUAAAAUCACGGCUUAGUGAACAUUGGCUGUCACAAAGUCACAAAAAGUUUUGUUUUUGUGAUUAAUGCGAGCUUUUAUUUUGUUGGUAAACUUACAUAGAUCCAUAUGUAUUGGUUACAAUAAUUUAAAAAAUGCAUUUAAGUAAAUUACGUAUUUGUUCCAAAAAGUAUAGUGUAAAUCGUAUUUUUUAUAGUUUUUGUUGAUCCCAGAAUCAAUUGGUUGGUACUAGUUUUUUAUUGUAUAAUAAAUUUAUGUUGUAUAGAUAAUAUUUAAAUUUUAUUCUUUUUUGUAAAUAUACAAAUUACAGAAAAGUGUAGUACAAAAAUAUCCGUCCAAUUAUGCACGCUCGUGCAACAAUUGUAUCUAACGAAAUUUUUAAUUUUAAAACACUUUUGUCGGUUGGUAGUAGUGCUUAUCAUAGACAAUAAAUAUACUUGUUUAUUAUUGCAUAA
Bombyx mori (domestic silkworm) is the source of this 3466-nucleotide messenger RNA. RefSeq names its product nicotinate phosphoribosyltransferase (gene Naprt). Gene Ontology annotation, biological process: NAD+ biosynthetic process via the salvage pathway. Gene Ontology annotation, molecular function: nicotinate phosphoribosyltransferase activity. The record is from RefSeq and is a predicted model, not a curated record. The transcript has 12 exons. NCBI's taxonomy places the organism in Eukaryota, Metazoa, Arthropoda, Insecta, Lepidoptera, Bombycidae. The coding region runs from base 187 to 1959 and encodes 590 amino acids. Gene Ontology annotation, cellular component: cytosol.